AUGCCACCCCCCGACCGCCUGGGCGGCCCCCUAGCCACAAGCCUCGCCCUCACCUCCCCAAACGCGAUCCACUCCGUCGCGGUCUCCGAACCCAUCGUCGACUGGGUCAGCCUCGACAGCGGAAGUGGUGAGGACGACUCCUCCUCCCCAGAAACCGCGAUUCCCAUAAAAAGGAAACCAAAGCCCUACCAAUACACCUCCACCGACGCAAAAUCCCUGCUCUCCCUGCGCUCCCAGCUCUUCCCGAAACCAGAUAGCUACUUCGACCCCUUCGCGUCUCCGACCCUCUUCCUCCGCGCUCCGGGCCGAGAUUGCCCGCAACCAUACCUAGACUUCGAUGAUAUCUCAGACAGCGAAGCCUUCGGACCCUAUGACGACGAUACGCACACUCGCACCCACUCCUUCUCUUCAUCUUCGACAGAGGAGCAAGAAAAUCCAGCGGUAUUGAGGCCGGUUAAGCGCCGCAAAGUGCUCCGACGCUGGCCGGCCAACGGCCCACCAGAGAGUGCGGACUUGCCUCGUUUCCGGGUGUUCGUGAGCGAUGAUCUGGAGGGUGAGGGGAUGGUGCUGAGGCAGCAGGGGGUGGAGUUGGUGGAGCUGAUGCGGAAGGUGUGCUUUUAUGGACAGGAAAAAGAGGUUGCGGAAAUGAGGGUGGGAGUGGAUGUGCUUCCGGGUAGGCAGAGAGAGGAGGGCAUGCUAGGAAUAGAGGAAGCGGCUAGAUGGCUGGCGCAGAGGCAGGAGGAAGAUGCAUGA
This is a messenger RNA of Endocarpon pusillum Z07020, 753 nucleotides long. RefSeq lists its product as uncharacterized. The record is from RefSeq and is a predicted model, not a curated record. Bases 1 to 753 code for a protein of 250 amino acids. Lineage: Eukaryota; Fungi; Ascomycota; Eurotiomycetes; Verrucariales; Verrucariaceae. The transcript has a single exon.